This is a messenger RNA of Nestor notabilis (Kea), 1995 nucleotides long. RefSeq names its product kinesin light chain 1-like. Gene Ontology annotation, biological process: microtubule-based movement. Lineage: Eukaryota; Metazoa; Chordata; Aves; Psittaciformes; Psittacidae. The record is from RefSeq and is a predicted model, not a curated record. The annotation marks the transcript as partial. Gene Ontology annotation, cellular component: kinesin complex; cytoplasm; membrane-bounded organelle. Gene Ontology annotation, molecular function: kinesin binding. The transcript is spliced from 16 exons.
CGCUGCAGUGUGGUUGGCUGCCGAGCGCCUGGUGCCUGCGCCUCUGCUAGAGCCGGAGUGCAGCACGGUGGGAGCCGUGCAUCGCCGCAGCCUGUGCUUCCCCGCAGCACCGGGGCCUCUGGGAGUGCCAGCACUGGACAAGCUGCUGCAGGCAGCCAGGGCUGCAGAAGCAGGACUAUGUCCACCAUGGUGUACCCUAGGGAGGAGAAACUGGACAAGUUGAGCCAAGAGGAGAUAAUUUCCAACACCAAGCUAGUGAUGCAGGGGCUGGAGGCACUCAAGAAUGAACACAACUCCAUCCUGCACAGCUUGCUGGAAACCAUAAAGUGCCUGAAGAAAGAUGAAGAAGCCAAUCUUGUGCAUGAAAAAUCCAACUUGCUCCGCAAGUCAGUGGAGAUGAUAGAGCUGGGGCUUGGAGAGGCUCAGGUGAUGAUGGCGUUGUCCAACCAUCUGAAUGCUGUGGAGUCAGAGAAGCAGAAGCUGCGUGCUCAGGUCCGGAGGCUGUGCCAGGAGAACCAGUGGCUGCGUGAUGAGCUCGCUAACACUCAGCAGAAGCUGCAGCGCAGUGAGCAAACCGUGGCUCAGCUGGAGGAGGAGAAGAAACACCUUGAGUUCAUGAACCAGCUGAAGAAGUAUGAUGAGGAUGUCUCACCUUCGGAGGAGAAGGAGGGUGACUCCACCAAGGACUCUCUGGAUGAUCUGUUCCCGAAUGAGGAGGAGGAGCAUGGUCCUGGACGUAAUAGUGCAGUGGCAGCUGCCCAGCAGGGAGGCUAUGAGAUUCCUGCACGCCUGCGCACGCUCCACAACCUUGUCAUCCAGUACGCCUCACAGGGACGCUAUGAGGUGGCUGUGCCACUCUGCAAGCAGGCACUGGAGGACCUGGAGAAGACAUCAGGCCAUGAUCACCCCGAUGUGGCCACCAUGCUCAACAUCCUGGCACUGGUGUACAGGGAUCAGAAUAAAUACAAAGAGGCAGCACACCUUUUGAAUGAUGCUCUCUCCAUCCGUGAGAAGACUCUGGGCAAAGACCACCCAGCGGUGGCAGCAACUUUGAACAACCUGGCUGUUCUCUAUGGCAAGAGAGGGAAGUACAAAGAGGCAGAGCCACUGUGUAAGCGAGCCCUGGAGAUCCGUGAGAAGGUCCUAGGCAAAGACCAUCCUGAUGUGGCCAAGCAGCUGAACAAUCUAGCCCUGCUGUGCCAGAACCAGGGCAAGUACGAUGAGGUGGAAUACUAUUACUGCAGGGCUCUGGAGAUCUAUGAGAGCUGCCUGGGUCCUGAUGACCCCAACGUGGCCAAAACCAAGAACAACCUGGCCUCCUGUUACCUGAAGCAAGGCAAAUACAAAGAUGCAGAGGUGCUGUAUAAGGAGAUCCUCACCCGUGCUCACGUGAAGGAGUUUGGCUCUGUGGAUGGUUUGUAUAGCAGAAGCUGUUGGGGCUGGGGAAGGAUGCACGCGGAGGAGAGAGAGGAGAUGAGCAAGAGCAGGCACCAUCCCUACAGCGCUCCCUACGCUGAGUAUGGCGGCUGGUACAAGGCCUGUAAGGUUAGCAGCCCGACGGUGAACACCACACUGAGGAACCUGGGUGCGCUGUACCGGCGCCAGGGCAAGCUGGAGGCGGCAGAGACCUUGGAGGAGUGCGCGGUUCGCUCCCGGCGGCAGGGCAUUGACCCAAUCAACCAGACAAAGGUGGUGGAGAUCCUGAAGGAGGGAGAUGGCACAGAGAGACGUCGGAGCCUGGGGGGCAGCGUCAAGUAUGAGAAUGUCACAGACGGUAGCGAGGAAGUGAGUAUGGGCGUGGAAUGGAGCGGGGAUGGCAGUGGCACCCUCCAGCGCAGCAGCUCCCUGGGGAAAAUCCGGGAUGUGAUCAGGAGGAGCAGUGAGAUGUUGGUUAAGAAACUGCAGGGCAAUGGUCCCCUGGAGCCCAGGAACACUAGUAUGAAACGAGCUGCAUCACUAAAUUACCUGCACAAGUCUAGCGAUGCUUCAUUUGAG